Protopterus annectens (West African lungfish) is the source of this 1971-nucleotide messenger RNA. Its product is annotated as protein mono-ADP-ribosyltransferase PARP12-like. Bases 85 to 1191 code for a protein of 368 amino acids. The transcript has 10 exons. The record is from RefSeq and is a predicted model, not a curated record. Gene Ontology annotation, molecular function: metal ion binding. Lineage: Eukaryota; Metazoa; Chordata; Ceratodontiformes; Protopteridae.
AUGCCACAAUAGAACUAGAAAAGGAAAACUGAAACUUACAUUCUUCAGCUGUGUCAUCUCAGAACACUGUAGCUUAUUUUCAAUAUGACUUCCAGUGAAGAUUCAUCUGCAUCUUCUCAACAGACUGAAGAUAGUGGGAGUGAUUAUGAACUGGCUUAUGAAAGGACAGAUUUUGGUGCAUCAAGAGAAGGCUCCAGUGGUCUUAGGAAACAUCAAAAGCCAUGCAGGUAUUAUAAUCAUGGCUUCUGCAGGGAUGGGAAACGUUGUACCUAUCUACAUGUGUGUAAGUACUAUUUCAAAGGGCGCUGCAGAAAUGGUGAUGACUGUUCGCUUAGUCAUAGAAAUGUUUCUGAAUCUGCCUCCUCUGCCACAAGACUCAAGACAAAAACAGAAGGAAUUAAUUCUGAAAGGUCAUCAAAUAAGCAAUACCAGUGGCAGUUAAAGAAAAAUGAAUGGAUGAACAUUGAGCAUGAUUCGAUCAUUGAAACUCACUAUUCGCUGCCUUGGGCCAAGAGCAUUAAGCUAUUCAAUACACCCUAUGGAAAGCUCUUCAUUGACUUUAACAAAAUGGAGAUCCGUAAUAAAAGACUUCAAGUACGUCGCCAGUCAUUUGAGACCUCUGAGUCAGAAAAUGUCUGGUGCUGGUAUUACUACAGAAGCAAGCAGUGGACUGAAUAUGGAAAAAAGGAUUUACAAGGAAAAAGAAUACCUGUACAGAGUGCCGCUAUCGAAAGAAAGUAUCAAAAGAACAAGAAGGGAGCAUUUCGCUUUGAAGCAAGACAUUCUUCGUAUAAAAUCAGUUUUCAAGAAAUGAUACAAACUAAUACAAAAACAGGAAGUAAAAGGAAAGUCAGAAGACGUCCUAAGUUACUUGCAACCCCAGUACAGAGCUUGUCUACAAUGUUUGCCCACUUUCAUGUUGCUCCUUUAUCAACUGCUACAACUCCAAGGUCAGCAGUCUGGCAGUUCGAAGGGAAUACUGGGAAAUGGUACAACUUCAAACACAGGAGUGGCACUAACACUGAAUGCUCCAUUUCUAACAGCGAUAUUGAAAUAAAGUACCAAGGAAAUCCAGCAAGCACACUGGCCUUUACAGUUGGGGGCUUUCAGUACAAGUUAGAUUUUUCAGCUAUGCAGCAAACAAACCUCACCACUGGCACAACCCGCAGGAUACGUCGUGUUGAAAGCUAACAAUGCAAACAGAAAAAUGCCUUUCAUGUGACAGCACUGCCUAAUGUGCCUGGUAUUUGGAGAAAGUGAGAUCUUUGCCAGUUACAAUAUUAACAGCUGGACAACACAAGAUGUCAGCCAGCUCUUCAAGGGAUGCCAUCUUUAUAUACAGUAAAAAGAGUACAAGCCUUACACCAACUUCAAGACUUUGUUCAAGUUCCUCAAAAACAUGUCAUUCUUGAUUAAAGGUAAACAGUCUACCAAAGUAAAAGAUUGCUGUAGAAAAGUGUACUUUACCUCGUUUGAUUUUGGUGAUGCAAUGCCUUUCUACAGUGACUGCCAUGCAAGCUGAAACAGCAAUGCAAUAAAAUAUUCACAUGUACAGUUAGUUACACUUGACAUCUCAGUAAGAUUCUGAGCGCAUGAAGGGGAUAACUAUAUAAUAUGGUGAUGAUCAGAGAUCACAGACUAAUUACAGUCAUCAAUUGUAUCUUUAUCUCCUAUAUUAAAACCCUGGCCACUUUGCAGUGUCCAACCUUCAAUCAUUAUAUUGUCCAUAUCUCUAACAAUCCAGUGCCAUUGUUACAGCUGCUGCCUCCAGACAUUCUAGAAAGAACUAACCUGAAGGAGAAGAAAUGGAGAACAUCUGUGGGAUCACAUUGGUUGGGUUUUGGUGAAAAGAACUUUAUAAGCUGUUGUUCUGAUUCUAGCUUUGUGUAUUUUCUAAAAUAUUUCCUUAAAAAAUAAUAAUUAUAUAAAAUAGUGCCUACUGAAAAUAAAUAAAUGAGAAAUACAACUGUA